Solanum stenotomum is the source of this 841-nucleotide messenger RNA. Its product is annotated as ethylene-responsive transcription factor ERF098-like. Gene Ontology annotation, biological process: regulation of DNA-templated transcription; ethylene-activated signaling pathway. Lineage: Eukaryota; Viridiplantae; Streptophyta; Magnoliopsida; Solanales; Solanaceae. The record is from RefSeq and is a predicted model, not a curated record. The transcript has a single exon. Gene Ontology annotation, molecular function: DNA-binding transcription factor activity; DNA binding. The coding region runs from base 11 to 691 and encodes 226 amino acids.
UCUUACAAUCAUGCAAGGAAAAAUAUCCUUAGAUAUUGAACAAAAUUUUCUUGAUACAAUGCAACAUCUCUUCAAUGAUCCUGAUUUUUCCCAAAUAUUAUCAGAAAUUCAAACUCCUAGACAAUACUCAACUACUUCUGAUCAUCAAAAAACGAUAUUUCCUAUAGCGCAAAAUUUUGUUCAAGAUAAUAUCCCGAUAUUACAAGAGAUGGAAGAAAAUAAGGAGUCAACAACACCUUUGGAGCAUAGGCCGAAAAAAUAUAAAGGAGUGAGAAGAAGGCCAUGGGGAAAAUACGCGGCGGAAAUAAGGGACCCCGAGAGAAAAGGAUGCCGGCUUUGGCUAGGUACAUAUGAGACACCUGAAGAUGCAGCAUUAGCUUAUGAUAGAACCGCGUUUAAGUUACGUGGUUCUAGAGCUGUAUUGAAUUUUCCUCACUUGAUUGAAUCAAAUGUAACAGAGAUUAAUAGAGUGAGGCCGAGGAGACGUCCUCGUUCUCCGGAGUUUUCAUCUUCUCCUCCUCCUCCUCGUUACGUAGGAGAUAAUAAUAAUGAGAGUAAUAAUAACAAUACUGAUAGGCCGAGUUCAAAGAGAAGAAAUGUUGAGCUAAUUAAUAGCUUAGCUACGGUAAACAAUUUAGAUGGUCAAAAUAUUAUGGAGAGAUGUUUGACGUCUAAUUAUUAUUUUGCCUGAAUUAAUUACAAGGUCAUCAUGAAAAGUUUCGUUGUGUUUUCCUUCUUGUUUCUUUAUUAAAAAUACACUAUUGUGCUCCAAGGAUUUAAUCAACUUUAAUUUGUACUAGUUUCAUUCAUUUACACUAUCGAUAUAUGAUUUUAUUUUUUU